GACAGGUGGCGGCCGGCCGAUAUAUUCACGAUGCCGGCGACGAUGGUGAAAAGCAACAGUGGCCAGUGGCCGCGAUCCCUCGUCACGAGACCCACUGCGUUCUUAUUCCCCCGAAUCUCUAUUCGAGAAGGACAAAGGUGAAUGAUGAGUCGGUGCUCGUAUCGAGAAGUGUUACUUCGAAUUUGGUUAUAAAGAAAUGUUGUAUACGUGAGUUUAAUAGUGCGAUCUUUCGAGUGAAUAUUCGGGAUAAAAUUUCGAUCGUGCGUUUCUUAGGAUUUUUAAUGGAAGAGAGGAAUAAAAAUUCUACGACGUUGAGAUAAAGAACGGAGGUUUAAUCCUCGGAUAGAGAUAGAUGUGUUCUCGAAAUCGAAAUAAUUUGUUAACGGACUCUGACAUCCGGAUGUUGUGUAGAGAUUUGCAGGGUAAUCAAGUUUGAUUGGUACUUGGUGGCGACGAUAAUUAAUGCCGGGAGGUAAUUAAGUUUGAUCGGUGGCCAGGCGACGAUUACCGAUCUAAUUAACCUUCGUCCACGCUCCAAGAUUACGUUACGAUUCAGUUUUCUGCAUCUGAGUUAUCGAUUCUUAACUUUAAGUGUUGAGAGAUCGAAAAAAAAAGCUACUUUUACGUGAAAUUUCGAGAAUCGAUGGUGGCGAUGAGAAUAUAGAGCUUGGUCAACGGUGAGAUCGUUCUUGGUGACUGUGAAAGUGGAACGAAGUGCGUUGUUUCGAGCGUCUUUUGUUAUCGGAAGAGCAAGUGGCGGUGGUGGAACGAGCAGCAGCAGCAACAGAGCAGCACGCAACGCGCACGACACCCUCAAACGCCUUCGUCUACGAUCCCCUGAAGAAACAAUUCAAACCCUCUCCUCAAACCUCAGACAAAAAUUCAAAAACUCAUCGCUCGACCGAAUGAUCCGCGAUCGAGAUGGUGAUCGCGAGCGGAUCCGCGUGCGGUGGGGCGUCAAGCAAGCUUAGAAGGUCCCGAAGAUUGUCCUCGACCAGGGGUUUGAAGCGAGUUGCGGUCGGUGCGAGUUGGAACGAGGAAGGGAUCGAAACAAGAUCCGGCAAGACGUCGACUAUGAAUUGGGAGUUGAACGAGAGGAUCAGCCUGAGCAGCGGGUCGAGCCCCGGCUUGGAGGUUCGGCCGGACGCGAGGAGGGGGAUAGAGUUGAGCGGGAACCGGAAAAAGGGGGACGCGUGGUCGUGGAGAAACGGAACGGGACUGGAGCUGAUGAACGUGUCGGGAUUCCAACAACAGCAACAGCAACAUCAGCAGGGGGAGCAGGAUAAGAGGCGUGGCAGGGAUACGUCGUGGCCGAUCGAGGCCGAUUCUACGGAGAGGAGGGAGAAGGGGGGCGUGAUCAAGAGCGACUCCAAGUACGAGAUAGGGAUGAUCCCAGGGAGCGAGCCGGGAUCAUCCGGGAAGUGGGGCAAGCAGAGGAGGCAGCAGGCAUCGUCGUCCGUUGGUGGAUCGUCCAAGUCGCGGAAGUCGAAGGGCGAGAAGGAGGGGGAGAGGAAGUGGGUGGGGGGUAGGAAGAAGACGGAGAAAACGAACGACUCGAUCUCGAAGAGGUUGGAGCUGAUACACGAGCUGAAUCAGAAGAUCCUGGCCAACUACGAGCGGUUCCAGCAGAGGUCCAGGUCGAAGAGUCACGGCGCGAAAGAGGGCAAGUGCGAGGGUUCGAGGUCGAAGAAGGAGCAACAGCAGGGGGGCAAUGGCAGAGGCCGCGGAUCGGGGACGGAUGAGGGAGCGUCGAGGGAGGCGAGAAAGGAGGAGGAGGAGGAGGACGUCGAAGCGAAGCAGAGGAAGAGUAGCAGUAGCAGCAGAGGCGCGAAGCCGGCGCAAAGAUCGUGCAAAGAUCAAGAUUCUUGCCCGAGGGAGAGAAAGGUGGACGCGUCGAAUAAGAAACAACAAUCCUCCAAGCCCUCCUCCUCCUCGUCCUCCUCCUGCUCUUCGUCCAAGUCGAGGACGUUUCGGGAUAACGACAACUUCACGAUGGCUGCGAGGCCAGGUUUCUGCGAGGAGGCUGAGGAUAAGAAGGAAGCCGAAUAUUGCAGCGGAUCAUCACGAAACGAGGAGAGGAAGAGCGUGUUUUACUCAACGAGGAGGGACAAGGACGAUCGCGAGGACACCGAUCAUCUGGGGAGCUCGAGAUUGUAUCCGGAGAGAUGCAACGAUCGGUCUAACGAGGCGAGGACGGACGAUCUCGAGGAGAUCUCGCACUCUGAGGAGGCGAAGAUCGAGCAUGAGAUCUCCGAGGAGAGGGAUCGGUCGGCGAUCGACGAGAUCCCGCGAGGAGGCUGCAAGGAGAGGUUGUUGGACGGGGAGGAAGAGGAGGAGGAAUCGGCGUGGGAGAGGAGGAGGAAGGCGACGAGCGCGACGGGGAAGAAGAAGAAGAGGAGGGACAAGUUGGGGAGCGAGGGGUUGGCGAGCGAGAGCGGCGGCGGUGGUGGGUGUUCGGUGACGAGCGGCGGCGAGCCGAUGACCGGGGCGAAAGUGGCCAGGCUCCAGGAGACGUUCGACUCCUCUUGGGACUCUGGCGUGGGCGUGGAUGUCGGGAACGGUGGGAGCGGUUGGGUGAGGAUACACACGGGGAUCGAGAGCAGCCUCGUCUAUCUCACCGUCGAUACCACGGCGAGAGACGUGUGCAGGGACAUGCUGUUGGGCGACGACUUGUCUCUGUUUAUGCAGUAUGGAGGGGAAUCCGGGAGGAGAUUGGCCUCUCACGAGAAACCGCUCGAGAUACAAGACCAAUUUCUCCAAAAGCUCGGAUACCAGGACGCGUCGAGACGGUCCCGGCUCGGGGUCGAUCCUGAAUUACGACACCUCAUCGCCUUCCACGUGGGGCCCGCAUCCCCGUUGCCCGAGCUUCACGGAUACAGCCGUUGCGGCCACGCUUUGGUAUUGAAGGGGUUGGUUUUCCCUCAGUGGAAGAGGCGGCCACUGGCCGUCAUCGGAUCCAGGCUGUUCCUUUAUCCAGCCUGUCCUGAAUCUCGGCCAGAGUGGAUGGAACUGGCCGGUGGGGGUGCGGUGUGCUAUGCCCCGUCACGUCUGGGUAAACUCGUGCUGCGUAUCACUGGAUUUCCAAGGGUCACUCACCAGUGUCAUCAGAGUCAACAACAGGAGGACAGUCACCAUCGCGAGACGAGACACUUAUAUCUUGGCUUUCACCACCCCUGGGACAGAGACUUGUGGAAAAGUUGGAUUAAACAGGCUAUACAAUUGUCAUCGUGCCCGAAACAGUUGGAUCUGAGCAACGGGGGCCUGUCAAGGAUCCCCGACAGCGCUAUAGCAUUUCCGGCGAUAGAAGAACUGAUAUUAAGCCAAAACCAACUGACUAACACGAACAACAAUCUGACAUUGUUGCACAGGUUUCCAAAACUUCGCGUCGUUCAUUUGGAGAGCAACGAGUUGAGGAGGAUACCGCGAGAGUUAUUGGAGCUCGCAGGCUUGACCUACCUCAAUCUCUCGGACAAUAAAAUCGAGAAAAUUCCGGCCGACAUAAGCCAGCUUAUCAACCUCAAAGAGCUAAUAUUGGAUCGUAAUGGGAUCAAAGAACUGCCAUAUGAAUUCGUCGAGUUGAAGAACUUGAGAAACGUUUCUUUAGCUGGAAAUUGCCUCACCAGUUUGCCAUCUUUCUUCAACAUGCGUGCCCUAGCGUUAACGGACGUAUUAUCAAAAACAGACCAUAACAAAGGUUGUAAAGAUGAAAAGAAUCAAAAUAAUUUGUACAAAGUGAAUCUUCGAAAUAAUCAAUUAAAAGGAAACAUCAUACUUGGAAAUUACGGUAAUUUAACGCAUCUAGACGUCAGUGAAAAUAGCAUUGAGAAAUUGGAUAUCAGUGCUCUUCAAGAAUUAAGAAGCGUUCGUUGCGCGCGAAAUAUUUUAACAGAACUGACGGUUUGCGGGAAAAAUAUUGUUUCUCUUAUUGCUGGAAAUAACAAAUUAAAAAAAUUAACUAUCGAGCCAGUGCCUGUGAAUCUUGAACAUUUAGAUGUUUCUUAUAACAAUUUAGACGCACUUCCGGAAUGGAUACCAGAUCUGCCUUUGUUGCGCGCACUUUUUGCGUCUCACAAUGCUUUAACAGCCCUUCCAGACAGAUUACUAACGCAGCCGUCGAGACUGGAAGUUCUUCACUUACCCCAUAAUAGACUGCAAGCUCUUCCGCCACCUAGGAAACCACUAAACAUCGUUCAUUUGACGCUGCAAGACAAUGCAUUGACAGCAUUACCAACGAGUUUCUUCAUCAAUACGGAAAAGAUGAAAGUGUUAAACCUUUCCAACAAUCGAUUGUCAGAACUUCCACACUUUGGAGAAGGAAAUAAAAAUCGACAUAAUAAUCACAGCUUGGAGAAAUUAUAUCUCACUGCGAAUUGUUUAACAGACACUGCUUUGGAUGCUCUUGUAAAAUUUACAUCUUUAAGAGUUCUUCAUAUAGCUUACAAUACUUUAGAUACGCUUUCAGAAAGUUGUAUAGCUUCAUGGAAAGAUCUAGAAGAAUUAAUAUUAUCUGGAAAUCGUCUUCAAUAUUUGCCAGAUAAUGUGGCCAAUUUACGACAUUUACGUGUAUUGCGUGUCCAUUCUAAUCGACUCUUGACUUGUCCAACAUUUAAUAAAACAGCAUCGUUAAAAGUAUUGGAUUUAGCUCAUAAUCAAUUAGAUAGAGUAAAUUUAGCUACUCUGGUGCCACCGCAACUUCAAUUUCUCGACAUAUCUUGCAAUUCAAGACUUCACGUAGAUCCUAGACAAUUCCAGGUAUAUAGGUCUCAACGACCAAUAUCAUUAGUCGAUGUAUCUGGACAGAAUAGACCAAGUCUGCCUUCCCACCCUCAUCAGCAAGAAAUUGUUUCCUCGGAAAAAGGUUCGGAACAACCUUGGAGAUUAGGAUUUUCAGAAACAGCAGGAUGUAGAGAAAGAUUGUAUGUAUCCCAAGUUCGGAUGCCAUCCUUUUGCAACGUAGAAGGCCUAUUUGGUAUAUUUGAUGGCGGUUCGAAUCAAGAAGCACCGAGCGCUCUCCAGGAAAUGAUUCCGCGCCUUUUACUAGAGGAGAGAACCGUUCGAGAGACAUCAAAAGAAUACUUAAAAUAUACGUUACUAUCUGCCCAUAGGGAGUUAAAAGAUAAGGGUCAGAAAUAUGGAAUCGAUGCAACUCUUGUACAUAUUGUUAGAAUACAAUUGCAACAAGGAUAUCCGAAAGCACCAACAAAAUAUUCGUUAAAAGUAGCCACUUCUGGAGACGCAAAAGCAGUUCUUUGCAGAGCAGCUGGUCCAUUAAUUUUGGCUCCACCUAAGAAGCUAUCUAUGAAAAAUCAAUUAGGAAAUGCAGCUAUGUUUCCUCUUGUUGUUCCCGAUCCUACAUUCGAAGAAAUAGAUUUAGAGGAUGACGAUGAAUUUAUUAUAAUUGGUAAUAAAAAAUUGUGGGAAGUAUUGAGCAUUCAAGAAGCCGUUCGAGAAGCCAGAGCGGAGGCCAGUCCUGUUUUAGCCGCUAAAAGGCUUCAAGAUCUGGCACAAGCUUAUGGAGCAGAGGAUAAUUUGAGCAUUGUAGUUGUACGACUAACGGGACCUAAUCAGGGUGAUUUAGAUCAGUUGAUGAGGGAAUUGAGACAUGCUGUUGGAAAGAAUAGAGGUCAAACUGAGACAAGCUGUCCUUGUCCUUGUUGCAUGCCUCCGGCAGCCCAUAAACCACCGGGACCUUGCUGUUGUCACGCGAACGAAGGCUAUUAUUUGAAUGGCGUGUUGAAAAGCAUAGUGAAUAGAUCAAACAAAGCUCACAAUGGAUCCGGUAGAUAUUUUAAAAACCGUCGAUCAACGCAAGAAAAUGAAAGUCCGCCAUACAAAGAUGAUAGAAGUUCACCAAGUGGUCAAUCAGACCAAGCUAGUGAUAGUACUUUGAAAUCGAGAUAUCCUUCUGGUAGAGUUUGGUCUGGAAGUGCCGCUUCUAGAGCCACGAACAAAGCUCGUCAAAGUGUUCUUGUGAAUGAAAACAGUACAAGAAAGAUAUCAACUACUUUGACGGCUCAAGAAGACACUAUAUCCGAGAGAUCUGGCGCUUUGAGCGAAGAGCAAUUUCGUUGCUGGGAAUAUAUGCUGGAACAAAAUACUCAGCUCUUAUUCGACAAGGAAUUAGAUACUUUAACGAAGACUCCACUACGACGAGGUCAAUCGAGAUCCACGCCUCAAUUAGCUGGCAAUUUGCCUUUUCUAUCGAAGAGGUUUGGAAGUGCCAGAUCCUUUAAUCCUUCUCUACCAAGACCACCCAUUGUUCGAUUCGGUAGUGGAAGAAGAUUACUUAACGGAGGUCCAAAUGCGGCUUAUUUUGGCAGCUUACAGAGGCUGAUGCCGUAUAAUCUUGAGUAUGAUUUUGCCGUAAUUCAAGAAAGAAACGGGUUAGAUUCAUUAGAGCAAGACGCAACGAGAAUGCAACAAUAUUGGGGAGUGGCUACGACUGAAUUAUAAUUCACAAGUAAAUUAUAAUGUUGAAAGAUAUACGCAUUAUUAUUAUUUACAAUAGAUAUGAAGUAUUAGAAAUUGAACUCGUACUUUAAAUAGAAAAACAUAAAAAGUGGCAAUAAAAUGUUGUGAAUGAUAAAACACGA
Molecule: messenger RNA, 6593 nt
Organism: Apis mellifera (honey bee)
Lineage: Eukaryota; Metazoa; Arthropoda; Insecta; Hymenoptera; Apidae
Gene: Phlpp
Product: PH domain leucine-rich repeat-containing protein phosphatase 2
Exons: 18
Coding region: 922-6453 (1843 amino acids)
Molecular function (GO): protein binding
Source: RefSeq, a predicted model, not a curated record